Molecule: messenger RNA, 7195 nt
Organism: Frieseomelitta varia
Lineage: Eukaryota; Metazoa; Arthropoda; Insecta; Hymenoptera; Apidae
Gene: fra
Product: neogenin-like
Exons: 26
Coding region: 83-4540 (1485 amino acids)
Biological process (GO): cell-cell adhesion
Cellular component (GO): membrane
Molecular function (GO): protein binding
Source: RefSeq, a predicted model, not a curated record
AUUGUAUGCUCGUCCGGCAAUCGUGUGAAGAAAUUACGGUGGGUUAUUGUACGCGUCGGAGUCUGUGACACCCGCUGGCCCAAUGGAGCCGCGUAUUCUUGCAGUCCUCUUGGCUUUGUUGACAUUCGUCGUAUCGGCUAAUGCAGGUGGAUUGUAUUUUACUAUUGAGCCACAAGAUGUGGUGGUUGAACAGGGAGGUCCUGCUAGAUUAGACUGUGAAGCAAAAAGUGAUUUUGGAAAACCCAGUAUACAGUGGAGAACCGAUGAUGGACAACCAAUUACUUUUAUUGGGGAUAGUUACCGAUCUCAAUUAGUUAAUGGAUCUUUGUACAUAAAUGCUGUUUAUGGCAGUAGUUUGGAAUUGACUGGAAGCUAUCAGUGUUUAGCUUCUGUAGAUGAUGUUGGAGCAAUUGUUUCUCAAACUGCCACAAUUAAAAUUGCAAGUUUGCCAGGAUUUGAUAGGGAACCUCAAGAUACUAUGGUUUAUCCAGGACAAAUUGCAUAUUUAAGUUGUACACUUCUUACAUCUUCUAAUUCACUAAAUAUACAAUGGCUAAAAGAUGAACAUCCAUUGCUGCUUGAUGACAGUCGAAUGACAAUUUUGCCAUCAGGUGCAUUAGAAAUUGAUGAUGUUAAGAUACAAGAUGUUGGAUCAUACAGGUGUAAUGCUAGUAGUUAUGGACAAUUUAGACUCAGUAAUAAAGCACAAUUAGGAUUGUUAACAAGUGAUAUCGACCAAGAAAGUACACCACCAGUCUUUAUUGCUAAGCCAUUACAACAAGUGACUAUUGAAGGAUCAACAGUCACGCUUGAAUGUGCUGCCAAUGGUUAUCCAAAGCCAAGUAUACUUUGGUUAAAAGAUGGUGUUGCUAUUGAUUUAGCAUCUUAUCAAUCUAGAUACAGCAGAGUUGCUGCAUCCAGUCUUGUGAUCCACAAUGUUCAAGAAAUAGAUGAUGGUUCUUAUCAAUGCCGCGCAGAAAAUGAAGUUGAGACAUUAGAUGCAGCUGCUGAUUUAAUUGUACAAGUUCCACCAAGAUUUAUUAAAAAACCAGAAAACAAGAUAGCUAGUGAAAAUCAAGAUUUAGAAUUUGAAUGUGAAAUUUAUGGAAAACCAGAACCAAAAAUUACAUGGCUCAAAAACGGGGAACGUAUUACCUUGAGCGAAUAUUGGCAAAUUAAUGGUUAUAAUCUUAGAAUUAAUGGCUUAUUACCGAUAGACGCUGGAAUCUUCCAAUGUAUAGGAACGAAUUCCGCUGGAAGUAUACAAGCUGCAGCGCGUUUAACAAUUAAUCAGCCUAAAAAGACAAAUCCUCAUAAAUCAACUACCCCAAAGACAGUUCCUAAAAAGAAGUUAUUAUUGCAUCGGCAAUUAUAUAAUAAAACGUGGCAGCACCCAAGCACCCUUUUAGGUCACACAAUGUCUGCUUUUACGCCCAAUCCACCACUUUCCAUUGGUCCGUCUGAUGAUCCUGCAGAUCUUCCUGGAUCUGUUAGAUUUCCUAAUUCCCUUUACGACCCAAAAUCCCAUUUUGUAGAUGACACAGACAGCUUGGAGUCAAUAGAAGGAAGUGUUCCGUCAGCACCGAGGAAUUUAAGUCUCGUCAUUGUCACUGCUAGAUUUGUAACUUUACGAUGGCAAGAACCCGAGAAUACAAAUGGAGAGAUUCUAAAUUAUUAUAUUUAUUAUAAACAAGAAGGUGUUCAAAGAGAACGAGUUAUUCAUACACAACAAAAAUUAGAGGCAGUAAUACGAGGUUUACAACCAAGUAUGACGUAUCAAUUUCGUGUGGUCGCCUUAAAUGAAAGGGGGAUGUCUGGAAAGUCUAGUGAAAUGUUGCAAGUUACCACACUUACUGAGGCCAAUGUCCCUGGAUCUCCAUUGAAUUUAGAGGGACAUGCUACAAGCAGUGCAAGCAUUGCGUUAUCUUGGGAAAAACCACAAGUAGUUAAUGGCAGAAUUUCUAAAUACAUAAUUACAUAUGUGGAGGGUGACAAUGAGGAAAUGACUAGUGAAACUACUAGUACGAUGCACGAAUUAGUAGAUCUCGUGCCUUAUACAGAAUAUAGUAUUAAAGUUCAAGCUGUAAACGAGAACGGUCCUGGUGUGUUCAGUAGAGAUAUUGUAGUCCGGACUUAUAGUGCACAACCUACUCAACCACCACACAAUGUUACAGUAGAACCAGUUAGUCCUACAAGUAUUAUAAUAAGAUGGGAACCGCCACUCGAAGGACAAAAUGGAAUUAUUACUGGUUACAAAAUUCGUUAUCGUCGUUAUGAUCGUAGUUCGCAGCCGGUAACUAUAACAACUGAAGGAAAUCAACGUUCACGAGUACUCACAGGACUUGAAAAGCACGUUAUUUAUCAAGUUCGCAUAUGUGCCUUAAACGUUAAUGGAACAGGGCCUAGUUCAGAAUGGAUACAAAUAGAAACAUAUGAAACAGAAUCUGAUGAAAACCGAGUGCCAAAUACACCCAGCAACUUAAGGACAAAAGUGAUGUCGGACUACAUACAAGUAUUUUGGAAUCCCCCGAAAGAUCAAAGUAUUAAAGUGAAAGGAUAUAAACUUGGAUGGGGAAAGGGCAUCCCCGAUGUUGAAGUUCGACUUCUUGAUGGAAAAGAACGAUCUUUUACUAUAGAUCAAUUGGAACCAAUCACUGAGUACGUUAUAUCUCUAAGAGCAACAAAUGAUGCUGGUGAUGGUCAGCCAGCAUAUGCAAAUGUAAGAACUACGGAACGUUCUGUGUCUGAAUUUUCUGUGCCUUUGUUACCGCCUGUUGGUCUUAAAGCUGCUGUACUUUCUGAUACGACAGUCGUAUUAUACUGGACUGACACAACUUUGCCAAAAACUCAAUUCGUAACGGAUAAUCGAUAUUAUGUGGUGCGUUAUACGUUACACCAUCAUAGCAGCAAUCCUCGUUAUAAGUACCAUAAUGCAACUGAUCUCAACUGCAUGAUAAAUGAUUUGAAACCCAAUACAAUGUAUGAAUUUGCAGUCAAGCUUGUUAAGGGAAAACGAGAAUCAUUAUGGAGUAUGGUUGUUUCAAAUCAAACUCAAGAAGCUGCACCUAGCUCUGCGCCUAGAGAUUUGAUGAUUCAAAGUAUCGAAGACCGUCCAACUUCAGUUUUAGUGCGUUGGCAACCUCCAAAACAACCAAAUGGACCAAUUACAGGAUAUAUUAUUUUUUAUUCGAUUGAUAAUACAAAGUGGGAUCGUGAUUGGUUAUUGGAAGCUGUAGUUGGAGAUAAAACUGAAUGUAUCGUGAGAAAUCUUCAACCAAGUACAACCUAUUAUUUCAAGAUCCAAGCACGGAAUUCAAAAGGAUAUGGCCCUUUUUCUACAACUGUUUCAUUCAAGACGCCUCAAAGCAGUGGCAUGGAUGUCUAUGAUGAAUUGCAUGAUCGAGAUGGACGUGGACUUUCAAAUAUAUUAAUAUACAUUAUCGUGGGUUGUUCUAUUGUUCUUAUUACUGGCAUAGCAGUAGUGGUUGUGGUUGUAUGUUGCAAACGCAAUCCGGAUACACCUGACAGGAAAAAAGGGUACAUGAAAGACACAAGUCAGAAAACAAACAUUAAGCCACCCGAUUUGUGGAUCCAUCAUGAUCAAAUGGAAUUGAAAGCUCUCGAGAAAUCUUCAAUAAAUGGAGAGGCAUCUACUAGUGGUGUAGCUAGUAAUACCUUACCUAGGUCGAAUAACCAGGAUUAUAAUCAAGAUAAUGUUCAUGGAAAUUCUAGUUCAUUGGACAAACGUACUUACGUACCAAGUUAUAUGGGUAAUACUGACGAGAAGUGCUCAACCCUGAGUAGACAACAUAGUCGAGGAAGCCAUAAACCUAAACUUAUUACACUUCCCGUUGACAGUGCAUCUUUACAUCAACCUAUAGCGACGGCUACACCGAUCGUAAAUACAAGUAUGUCGCAGCCAACGAUUCAUACAUCAUGCAAUGAUACGCCAUCCGUGAGACAGAAUUAUCCUCGAACUGUAGCACAAUACAGUUUAAGUCGAGCACAUAUUACUUUAGAACCAACGCCAGAAUCGAGUCCAGAUUCUUGCAAUGUUUCAACUUCAUAUGAACCAAUGCAAAGUCAACAAUUACCGUAUGGUACCAGUGGUCCAUCAUAUAGUGGAGGUAGUCAAUAUGCUUCGGGACACUACAACAAUAAUAAUCAAUCAUCAAGUGCAACUGGUGGAGCUGAUGGUGGUAGCGGUAGUAAAAGAAUGCAGGGACAUCCUUUGAAAAGCUUUAGUGUACCGGCACCUCCACCUCAGUCCGCACCUUCGACACCAGCUCAACAAAAACACGGUGUUUCUCAAGUAACAGUACGACCCACAAUGUCUGGAAGUCCAUACAAAAAGCCACAAAGUACUACACAAUUAGCAAAAAAUCGAUUAGCCUCAGUUUCAAAUCCGGUGCACACAUCGGAGGAAGUUGAACGGUUGAAGCCUUCUUACAGUACGGAAGAAUUAAAUCAAGAGAUGGCUAAUUUAGAAGGUCUUAUGAAAGAUCUAAAUGCCAUAACAGCAUCUGAAUUUGAGUGCUAAAAGAGGUUCCUAAACCUUGUGCCAUCUCAAUUGAAUAGACUGCAUUGAUACAUUCUCAAUGUUAGUACCUGAGAAAUAGAUGUAACGACUGUGUUACACGAAACUCUUCACGAAGUUUGCAGACAAAAAUAUACAAUUGGCAGUGAAUAAUCUUAUGGUCGAUGAACGGCCUUGAUAUCAGACUUUUUGAACAGUUCACUUGAAACUUAUUCCAAUGGUAUUGGACUAGAACGAGUAUUUUCCUAGUCAAUUUGUUUUUUCCUCUGGUACUAACGUUGCUUUUUGCGAUAAACUGCAGAAGUAUACUUGCCAAUGAAUUUUGACACUGCCGCAUUCUUGUAGCAAAUUUGCAUUGCAAGAACGUGAGUAGUAUGGUUUGAAAGUGUUAGUGAAAGAAUUGAACAUUUUAUUAUGGACUUUUAAUGGUGUAUUUUUGUGCAUACAGUGUGUGCAAGUCAAUCGAAAUGAAAAGGAAUUGAUAAGUUCGAUUCUUAUCGAUAAUCCUUCCACCUGAAUAGAUUAUGUUAAAAUAAUUUAAUGACUUCAUUAAAGUAAUUCAGUGGGGGAAAAAAAAAAAACGGUCUGAACGGUUUUUCAAUUUUUAUACGUGAAAAAGUGAUAGAUAUUUUACAAUUUUAUGUGCUUCAUAAAAAGAAAAAAAAAGUAACCAUCUUGCCUAACAAAAGAAAACAGUCCGUACUAUAAAACUCACGCGCUCUUCGCCAUGAUUUUGUAACUUAUACUCAUAAGAGUUUUAUAUAUCAAUAAUAUCGACUGCCAUAUUUACGCUUAGGAUGGCUAGAUCACGUGAGUCUCUGAGUGGAAUUAAUAGUUCAUUAUAUAUAAGACAGACAGUAGGAAUAUCUUUUUUAUUUUUUUAUCCGUCAAAAUGUUUUCCAUAACAUUUUAUCAAUGUUCGAAGAUAAGUUUUAUAUGGUACGGUACUUUCAGUUUAGUUAUUUUAGUAUUAAUCGAUUAAAACAAUAAGCCAUCAAUGUAUUUCAUCAAUUUCACGCUAUUUAUAAAUCGUUGCCUGUAAUUUGAUGAAUUAUGUCUGACAGGCUGAAAUUUUUCUUAUUUAUACAUUUUUCCAUUUAUACAGAGAAUCUUUGAAUUACACUGUGUGUAAUGGCCUUAAAACAUUUUUGUAUUAAGUUGUCCUAUGUUCAGUGGCUUCGGCAGCUUCACUUACGGAAGAACGUACGCGUAUACUUUUAAAGCAACAAUGUAGUAUUACGAUCUCAUUGAGAAAUUAUUUUAGGGUUACACAAGUGAACAUCGAGUAUGGGUAUUAUAUAAUGAACUGUAUAGUGUAUGAGAAUUAAUUUGAAAAUCGCGCGUCUUGUCGCGAGGGUUUCUUGUAUCGAUUACAUGGUACGACUCAGCGAAAUAUCGAUAGUGUCGAUAGUGUUUAUAUAUUUAAAGUUUCGAUAGUUCGAUUAACUUAAGUUUCUAACGUCCAGUUAACGUGUGUGUACGUAUGUCGGUCUAAUUGAUAGAAUUAAAUUAAAUUUUAGAGUCGUUUUUCGCAAACUAUUUUUUACCCGACAUUUACAAAUUGUUAUUUGUAAGUAAGUAUAUGUUAUUUCAUUUGAAUAGACUCGAACGAAACAGUUUUGACGACGCUUGCAAUUCAUGUGCAGGUACUUUUGCAAGAAACAAAGUUGAAUCGAAUUUCUCCGUCAUUUGAGACGAGAAUGGCGGACAAAUUUUCAAACGUAGAAUAUUAAAAGCGGUAAUUUUUUGAUAUAUCCGUCGAGAUACAUAGGUAAUACAUAACUUCCUUCCAAUUCUAGAAAUUUGCAUAAUAAAUUUUUUACAAUGUUUUAUCACAUGAUGUACACAGGUCUCUUUAGUAUUAAUAAAAGAGAGACCUUGGAGAGAUGCAGGAUAAACGUAAGGAUUCUAACUUGAGAUAUAAGAAGGAAUGCGAUCGGAUAAUUUCGCAUGUAGUAUUUCAUAUUGUACCACCUUUUUAAGCACUUUUGUAUUUUCUUAACAUUGAAUAUAAUUGUACAAAAGUCCAACGCGUAAGGGACAAUGCACCAAGAUUCCCGUUGCGGCAAAGCCUAAUAUGGAGAUAUAGUACAAAGCAAUAUGUGAUACUCCGUGGUUCGCGAUGCGAUGAUGCCGAUCGUGAAUUAAGCAAAAAGAAAAAGAAUCAUCGACUCGUCCGGAGUAUUGCAUAUUACUCGAAUAUUUUGCCGUUAGACGGGAAAUGUACCGUUCAUUUUGAGUAACGUGAAACGGACAAGUUCUUUUAUCGUCGGCUUAGCUCUGAUUAGAAAAUUAUUCAAACUAAGAUUAAGAUGUACGUAUUUGCUACCAUGCAUGGUUUCGAUUCAUUCUUUUUCUCUCUCCCGCCUUGAAUAUUACAAAUUCCUUAGAUAGAAAAAAUAUUACGACAACAGAGUGGCUGUAUGCUUGAUAGAGCAAAAACAAUUCUAAGUAACUUACCAAUAUUUCUUGUUUACGUCGAAAUCUGAUGUAUUUUAUAAAUCUUUUACGAUUGGCACGAUAGAACUACACGAGUUACAUGUGAGCUAUACCGAUAAAAGAAGAACAGCUUGUACAUUAAAUAUAUAUAUAUAUAUAAUUUGUAACUAUUACGUGAUUCAAAGGGUGAUUUGACUCUUUGUAAUUUAAAAAAAGAAA